ACCACGUCAGUCAAACAUUGCUUAAGUGCACUAAAUAUAUUAUGGAACAACAGUGACGAAUAUCGAGGAAGAAGAAGAAGAAAAAUCAGUCAGGGUUUUGUAAAGAAUCAGCCUUGGCCUUGGUAUUCAAACACGCACAGCUAGAGAAAUAAGCAGGUAUGGCCUAGUAGGUGAAGGGGGCCUUAAGUAGGUGUGAAGAGAGAGAGAAAGGGGAGGAGGGGAGGAGAGUAAGAGAGGGAUGGAGAGAGAGUGAGAGAGAGAGAGAGAGAGAGAGAGAGAGAGAGAGAGAGAGAGAGAGAGAGAGAGAGAGAUGGAGAGAGAAAAGAAGGCAACGCAGUAAAAAAAAAAUAAUAAUAAAAAAAUAAAGGUUGCAACUUUUUUCCGGAUGUAACAUAGAAGAGUGACGUCACGUGGCUCGUAAUAUAAGUACACUCGAUUGCCUUCCUUGGUCAGUUGUGUCAACGAGAUCUCCAGAAUGAACACUAAGGUCCUGUUCUUGCUUGGCGUGGUGGCUGUGGCUGCUGCAGAUAAGCUACCGACCUACUCCUACAGCGCCCCACAGGGAUCUUUCGAGGACUCAGUGGAGUAUGAUGAUGCCAAGUACGACUUCAACUGGGCUGUGAAGGACGACGACUCCGGCAACGACUUCGGUCACCAGGAGUCCCGCGACGGCGAUAACACUCAGGGAUCGUACUACGUACAGCUCCCCGACGGCCGCCUGCAGAAGGUGACGUACUACGUGGAUGGCGACAAUGGAUACGUUGCCGACGUGACGUACGAGGGCGAGGCUCGUUAUGGCUCGGUUGAGUCUCGCGAAUACGUUCCCCCCAGGCCCGUGUACUCCGCCCCCGAGUCCCAAGAGUCAGUAGAGACUCCCGUGUACACCCCACCACGACCCCAGUAUGCCGCCCCAAGGCGCUCUUACGGCUUCCCUCAGUGAGGAAUGAUAACCAAAGCUGAUGAUCAGUUGCGUAGAACGGAAUGUAUCUAUUUAUUUAUAGACAUUAAUUACAUUAAAACUCAAUCAGGUAC
Messenger RNA from Penaeus monodon (black tiger shrimp), 1032 nucleotides. RefSeq names its product cuticle protein 7-like. Bases 476 to 940 code for a protein of 154 amino acids. The record is from RefSeq and is a predicted model, not a curated record. Gene Ontology annotation, cellular component: extracellular matrix. The transcript is spliced from 3 exons. NCBI's taxonomy places the organism in Eukaryota, Metazoa, Arthropoda, Malacostraca, Decapoda, Penaeidae.